This is a messenger RNA of Dipodomys spectabilis (banner-tailed kangaroo rat), 3337 nucleotides long. It is a transcript of the gene Cops2, whose product is annotated as COP9 signalosome subunit 2. Gene Ontology annotation, biological process: protein deneddylation. The coding region runs from base 84 to 1436 and encodes 450 amino acids. The transcript is spliced from 13 exons. Gene Ontology annotation, cellular component: COP9 signalosome. Lineage: Eukaryota; Metazoa; Chordata; Mammalia; Rodentia; Heteromyidae. Gene Ontology annotation, molecular function: protein binding. The record is from RefSeq and is a predicted model, not a curated record.
CUGUCUCCGAUUUCUCCUCCCUCCCCGCCCCCCCUCCGCCCCUCGGGCUCGGCUCCUCUCCUCCCCUCCCCCUCCCAGCCAAGAUGUCUGACAUGGAGGAUGAUUUCAUGUGCGACGACGAGGAGGACUACGACCUGGAAUACUCUGAAGAUAGUAACUCGGAACCAAAUGUGGAUUUGGAAAAUCAGUACUAUAAUUCCAAAGCAUUAAAAGAAGAUGACCCAAAAGCAGCAUUAAGCAGCUUCCAAAAGGUUUUGGAACUUGAAGGUGAAAAAGGAGAAUGGGGAUUUAAAGCACUGAAACAAAUGAUUAAGAUUAACUUCAAGUUGACAAACUUUCCAGAAAUGAUGAAUAGAUAUAAACAACUAUUGACCUAUAUUCGAAGUGCAGUCACAAGAAAUUAUUCUGAAAAAUCCAUUAAUUCUAUUCUUGAUUAUAUCUCUACUUCUAAACAGAAUUCUGAUUUUUUAUGUCAGAUGGAUUUACUGCAGGAAUUCUAUGAAACAACCCUGGAAGCUUUGAAAGAUGCUAAGAAUGAUAGGCUGUGGUUUAAAACAAACACAAAGCUUGGCAAGUUAUAUUUAGAACGAGAAGAAUACGGAAAGCUUCAAAAAAUUUUACGACAGUUACAUCAGUCCUGCCAGACUGAUGAUGGAGAAGAUGACCUGAAAAAAGGCACACAGUUAUUAGAAAUAUAUGCUCUGGAAAUUCAGAUGUACACAGCACAGAAAAAUAACAAAAAACUGAAAGCACUCUACGAACAGUCACUUCACAUCAAGUCUGCCAUCCCUCAUCCACUGAUCAUGGGAGUCAUCAGAGAAUGUGGAGGCAAAAUGCACUUGAGAGAAGGUGAAUUUGAAAAGGCACACACUGACUUUUUUGAAGCCUUCAAGAAUUAUGACGAAUCAGGAAGUCCAAGGCGAACUACUUGCUUAAAAUAUCUGGUCCUCGCUAAUAUGCUUAUGAAAUCUGGAAUCAAUCCAUUUGACUCACAGGAGGCCAAGCCGUACAAAAAUGAUCCAGAAAUUCUAGCGAUGACAAAUUUAGUAAGUGCCUAUCAGAAUAAUGACAUCACUGAAUUUGAAAAGAUUCUGAAAACAAAUCAUAGCAACAUCAUGGAUGACCCUUUCAUAAGAGAACACAUUGAAGAACUUUUGCGAAACAUCAGGACACAAGUGCUCAUAAAAUUAAUUAAGCCUUACACAAGAAUACAUAUUCCUUUUAUUUCUAAGGAGCUGAACAUAGAUGUAGCUGACGUGGAAAGCUUACUGGUGCAGUGCAUAUUGGAUAACACUAUUCAUGGCCGAAUUGACCAAGUCAAUCAACUCCUUGAACUGGAUCAUCAGAAGAGAGGUGGUGCACGGUAUACCGCACUAGAUAAAUGGACCAACCAACUAAAUUCCCUCAACCAGGCUGUAGUCAGUAAACUGGCUUAACAGAGAACAAGCUUUUAUAGACGUGCUUAAGACAACAGUGCAGAGAUGUAAUCCUUAAAAGAACUGGGAAAGGCAAAACUACUGUCGGUUGAUGUGUCCUGAAAAUUGUUGGAGUUAUGGCAGAAGUGCUUUUUUGAUCAGCUGGUUUGUGUUUUGCUGCUGCAUUUAUCCCAAGAAAAACAGCUUUAAUCUCCAGAAGAAAACCAAAAUACCAUGGGAUUUAUGCUGUACUGACAUCUUGCCCUAAACACACAACAUCAUAGUAAUUUGUCAUGGGCAACAUGACCAGAGAGAAGAUGUUUGUCAUGAUUUUAAAUACACUGACAUGCUACUGUUGGUUAAAUUUAAACAUGUUUUACCUGCAGAAAUUCUCUCACAAAUAACCUGCAAUAACUUGAAAUGCAUACCCUUUUGAACACUUCCUUUUCUCAUGUAUAAAUGAAAAUGUUUGCUGCAUUUUGCAAAAUGUCAAUUCUCCAGAAAAUGUGUCCGUAUAUUUCUGUACCUGCAGUGUAGUAAAGGUUUAGAUGAAACCCCAUAAUUACAGUGGCAUACUGUCACUUAGGUUUCAAGCAGCAAAAUAAACAGUGCAGCUCAGAAAUUGUAGUUUGGUUCUUGAUGUGUUUUUAUUACUUUUGGGGUUGUUUGUUUUGUGUUUUUAGAACCUUAGAAAUUUGAAAUUACUUUUAUCUUUGGUUAAUAAUAAAAAGCCUGGAAGCACAUACUCUGGUUAUUUGCUUUCAGGUUUUUUGGUUUUGUUUUGUUUUUUUAAGUAGUCUUUAUUGGUAAACUAAGAACUACUUUCUAACAAAAUGCUUGCAUAGUACUAUUUUGACAGUAAUGCUUUAAAGGAAUAAAUUUUUUUUAAAGAAUGAUAUUCCUUUUAGAAAGAAUAGAUUUUUAACUCUCAAAUGUCACUUUAAGCAAAUAUGCCAGAACAUAGACAGCUAAUGAAUGUUACCCUGUGUAGCAACUGUGCUGGAAGGUUGUUUUCUAAUGCCAGCAACCUAUCGUUGCUCAGAGCUUGUUGGGUUUGCAUUCAAAAGUUAAUUAAAUCACAGGCUAUUAGUUUCAUGAUUAAACAUUGUUUAAAAACAACAACAACUGUUGCCCAGCUUAAUGGUUAGCAUUAUUUGGCACACCAAAUGGUAGUUUUCAGAAAUCAAGCCUAACUUUCAGAUAAUGUAGAAAGUAUGCACCUGGCUUUGAAAGCAAUCCCAAAAGAGUUUCGAAGGAAUUGGUUACUAAUAUUGUAGUGGCCUUCCAAGGUGACUACCUUUAAAGGAGGAACUCAGCUCCUUUGAAUGUAUUGAGUUUGAGAUGUAUUUUUUUUUUUAACGUUCACAUUAUUUUAUAGUGUCAAAAGGAAGAACUGAGAUGAACAUAAUUCUUUGGUUUUCCUAUUGCUUGUUAUGUCAGAAAUUGAGUGGCAGUUCAAAAGGAAGACUGUUGUAACAGAAGAGUGACUACCAAGAGCUUUGAGCACUAAAUCAGAUUUUAUAAACAUUGGAAGGAGCAUGGACUUCAUUCAGACAAGGCAUGCCUAUUCAGUUUUGUCAAAUUUUACGAAAAUAUGUGAUAUAUAUUUAUACUAAAACUAUAUAAUCCUUAGACUUAGAGAACAGUUAAUGUCUUUAGCAGAUUAAAAACAGUAUUAAAUUCAGGUAUCAGUUGGAAAUUGUAGAAAACGGAAAGAAAACGCAAGACAAAAUGUCAAUGAUAGGGAAUAAAAAGUUUAAGCUAUUAUAAAAUUAUGUGUAUUUUCUUCUCUUUUGCAUAAAUCAUGUGUGAAAAGUGUGCGAAAAAAAUUUUUUUACAGGAGUGAUACUAGGAUUUAUUUUUCAAUAUAAUUUGGACACGCUUUGUUACCCAAAUAAAAGUGCCAAGUUUCUAUGCCUGUA